GAGAACGAGGAGCACCGGUCUUGUUUGUUUUAAUUGGAAGGAGAAUUUGAAUAAGGAAAAGCGAAAACAAAAGACAAGACAGAAAAAUGGGAACUGCUCCCGCCCAAAUUCCGACGAGCUUCGGCCACGAACUAAGGGCUUGCCUUCGUUGCCGCCUUGUCAAGACUUAUGAUCAGUUCAGAGAAUCGGGUUGUGAGAACUGCCCCUUCUUCAAGAUGGACGAAGAUCACGAGCGUGUCGUCGAUUGCACCACCCCUAAUUUCAAUGGUAUAAUAUCAGUGAUGGAUCCUACCAGAAGUUGGGCUGCUCGCUGGUUGAGAAUUGGCAAAUUUGCCCCUGGUUGUUACACUCUUGCCGUCUCAGAGGCUUUACCAGAGGACCUGCAGAACUUAUGCGAAGACGAGAGAGUUCAGUAUGUGCCGCCAAAACGCGUGUGAAUGGCUAAGCUAGUCAAGCAUUUUGAUAAUUGUGAUGUUUGAACAUAGUUACGGUGAGGUAGAAACAUUUUGUGGGAAGGAACUUGGUUGGUGACUGUUCAGUUGCUUAAAAUGUUACAGUGAAUCCCCAUUAGUAGGUUAAUCAUAGUAUCCUCGGUUUACAUUGUGCUUUUGAUAUGAAAAGUUCAGUUAGUUGUAGAGACAAAAUGCCUAGUAACUUUAAGAAUGCAUGCUUAUGUGUUUAAAUACUAAUAGCUAAGCUGUCUAUAUAUUCUCAACAGUUCAACCUAAAGGAAUGUGCAUAUGUGUAUUUCUUUUCUAUUGCA
Molecule: messenger RNA, 763 nt
Organism: Humulus lupulus (European hop)
Lineage: Eukaryota; Viridiplantae; Streptophyta; Magnoliopsida; Rosales; Cannabaceae
Product: transcription elongation factor SPT4 homolog 2
Exons: 5
Coding region: 87-437 (116 amino acids)
Biological process (GO): mRNA processing; regulation of transcription elongation by RNA polymerase II; positive regulation of DNA-templated transcription, elongation
Cellular component (GO): nucleus; DSIF complex
Molecular function (GO): zinc ion binding; RNA polymerase II complex binding
Source: RefSeq, a predicted model, not a curated record